UCGGUCGAAAAGUAGGCUAGGGAUUCCAGUAAAACAAAAAAUCAAAGUGUUGUCCUUAGCCUAUGAUUAUUAAUUACUAUUUAUUUUGCUUCCAGUAUCACGGGGCCUCUGAAGAGAAGUUCAUGUAUGCAGUGUACAAUGACGAACCACCGAAUUCGAAAAAGACUUACAGUAAUUAUGGUCACACAGAAGGCAUGCAACUGAUGUACAACCACCCGGUAAUUUACGACAAAAGCAUGCCAGCAACAUUUGCUGAUAAGUACCCUAAGAUGGCUGCUGCUUUAGAUAAUGCUACCGUACAAGGCAAGAGCGAAACAACGUUAUAUUCGUGGGAGAACGUGCAAUUUCAGUCAUUUGCUAAGUCCGGCAAAUGGGGUCACGAUCUGUACGCGGACCUGCUUGCAUCUGAGUUUCGGGACUCUAUGUAUGUAGAAACCUGGCAGAGAAGGGAAAGCAAGAUGUGUUCGAACUGUACUGGAACGUUCAAGGAAUCUCAAACGAAACGAGGCGGUGGAGCUGUCUGUUUCCAGAACAAGCAGGUUUGGUCAAGUUUUAACGAUUCCAUUUAAAAGGAUGGAAGUCUGAAAAGAUCAUUGAACAUGUUCAUUCAUUAAGAGCGUCGUUUUGUAACUUUUUGAUUAUUCGUUUGUAAUAGUGUAAAUGGAGGUUAUUUGUUUAGAUUUUAAUGUACGUAUAUUAUAUUGUUGUAAAAGGGAACACACCAAUUGACUGCCGUGAUAUGACUGUUGAAAACGGCGACCAUAU
Messenger RNA from Dreissena polymorpha, 765 nucleotides. Its product is annotated as plancitoxin-1-like. Lineage: Eukaryota; Metazoa; Mollusca; Bivalvia; Myida; Dreissenidae. Gene Ontology annotation, biological process: apoptotic DNA fragmentation. The transcript is spliced from 4 exons. The coding region runs from base 63 to 569 and encodes 168 amino acids. Gene Ontology annotation, molecular function: deoxyribonuclease II activity. The record is from RefSeq and is a predicted model, not a curated record.